Molecule: messenger RNA, 1545 nt
Organism: Phoenix dactylifera (date palm)
Lineage: Eukaryota; Viridiplantae; Streptophyta; Magnoliopsida; Arecales; Arecaceae
Source: RefSeq, a predicted model, not a curated record
CAUAAAGCCGGUUUCGGAACCGGCGGACUACAAAAUGGCCGUCCCCGGCGCGGCCCAAAUUUCAUCAUUUCACUCGAUUUUCGAGUGCUCCGUCGACCCUUCAUAAGAACGGCAGGCGUUGCCACCUCGGAAGAACUCCCCUCCCCUCUAAACUAUCUUAAUCCCCGUAUCUGCUUGCCCUCGUCUUCUCCUCUCCUCCUUUCCCCACUCUCCUCUUCUCCUCCUCCUAUUUAUCUUCUCCAUUUAUCUUCUUUCCUUCGCAACCGAAGGUUCUGCAUUCAAGAACUCCGAUAAAUUCCUCCUCUCGAAACCCGAGACCCAUUCCUCGCCUCUCCUUCCGUCUCCGGUCACAUGGGGAAGCCGGUCCGGAGCCGGCCGCGGCGUAGCCAGCGCACUCGCUUCACGAGAUCCGAGAUCAGGCAGAUGGAGAAUUUACUUGUGGAGAAAAAAGAUGAAUUAGAUCAAAUUUUUUUUCAGAAUGUUACCAAAGAAUUGAAUGUUGCUUCAGGUCGAGCUGGAAGUAGAGCUAUACAGAUGGAGCAGUAUCAGGUGCAAAAGUGGUUCCAGAGUAAGAAGAGAAAUCAGGCAACUGAAGUUACCUCCUCACCUAAUCCUCUGGAAGAAUUCAUUAAUAUCUCAGACACAAGCCAUUCGAACAGUGCACCGGAGAGUUCUUCGGACCUGCCCAAAGAUACAGGAGAGAAGGUUCCUGAUGAAACGAAUUUGGAGUUUGAGGCCAGAUCAUCAAGAGAUGGGGCAUGGUAUGAUGUUGCUACUUUCCUCACGCACAGAGUUCUUAGUUCUGGCGAACUUGUCUUUCUGCAUGUGAAUUUCUCUUGCAGCAUUUGCUACAUUCUGAUUCUUGUGCUGUCACAUAUAUAUGCUGUCACAAUUGUGCUGUCACGGGGAUAUUUUUCAGUUUCAUAUAUGAAUGGCUCUAAACAUGAGCAUGGAAUAGAAGGGGAAAAACCUACCAUCUUUGGAGCAAGAUAUUUGCUCUGAUAGAUGCUGACUAUGCCUGAUUCUGCCAAAGCAAUCAUUUAUAUCUUGCACAAAAUAUUUCAAGUACUUCCUUUCCUGUUAGUAUUAAGGCAUGCUCUACAAAAAUCCGGGCUUGGUUUAUUGUUGGCCUACUUGGUUAUUGACAGUGUGCAACAAAAGCACUAUUUUUACCCUGCUUUUAUAUUGUUGCAACCAUGUGCUUCCUGCAUAUAGUAAACAAUGUGUUUAAAAAUGAAGUAUAUGGCUUGACGCAUGUAUAAUUACUACUGAAGAAAUGCUAGAACAUUGUUAACAGAUGUCACAUGUAGCCCAAUUGUGACAGCCUUCUGCUAAUCCAAAAUGUCUGUUUAUCCGAUGUAUCUUAUUUCUUGCAGUCAUAUUCCCAAACAGCCAUUUCUUAUUUUAUGAUAAAUGUUUGGGGAACUUUUAGAGAAAUAUUGGUGUAUUGUUACAUAGAAGAAUUGUAAAAUAUUGUUCUCGUUCAUCCUUAAUGUUGCCUUCAGAUUGUCAAAUGUUCAUUGGUAUGUGUGAUCUAUCUUCAUG